Molecule: messenger RNA, 1556 nt
Organism: Varanus komodoensis (Komodo dragon)
Lineage: Eukaryota; Metazoa; Chordata; Lepidosauria; Squamata; Varanidae
Gene: HYKK
Product: hydroxylysine kinase
Exons: 5
Coding region: 323-1444 (373 amino acids)
Molecular function (GO): amino acid kinase activity
Source: RefSeq, a predicted model, not a curated record
CUCCGCCCGGGGAGCUGCUGUGCUUGCUCGCGAGUAGCUGCACGGAUGGCUUUGUUUAAUUUAGAUCUUGCAACUGAGAACCCUCCAUCAACUUUUCCAUAACAUUUGCACGAACCCCCCCCCCCCUCUUUUGGAAGGUGACACGCCACACACGUAUAGAAUAUUCGAUUAUUUCGAUUUUGUUUUUUUUAAUGCCGGAGCUAUAAAAUACUUCCUCUUGUGCAAUCGGGCCUUCUGCGGUUGCAUCAUUCCCGAUGCACCAGCCCGCUUGCCGCAAACGAAACACUCUGGAAAUGUCGUUUUCCUGACGGCCUCGAUUACAAUGUCUUCUGGAAGUAAGGAACAGCUGCUCAACCUGAGUAAGCCAGCAUUCAGUGAAAAACAAGCUAUUGAAUUGGUUGAAAGGAUAUUUGGAUUAAAGGUCUCUGAAAUCAAACCGCUUCCCAGCUAUGAUGAUGAGAAUUUCUAUGUUCGUGUUAGUAAAUUGGAAGAGAAAGGAGAGGUCGCUGAGGAAUUCGUCCUCAAAAUUAUCAAUUGUGAAGACAGCAGGAAUCCCGAGCUCAUUGAGGUGCAAACGAGGAUUAUGAUGUUUCUGAGGGACGAGGGCUUUCCGGUGGCUGCCCCCCAUUUCACGAAAGACGGUGAAAUCAUGUUCCUGGAAUCCAUAGAUGCUGAUUCUGCCCCUCGAGCGUACAUGGUAAGACUCCUGUCCUUCUUGCCAGGCCAAACCGUGGCCACGCUCCCAAUCGAUCCUUCCGUUCUGUAUGAGAUUGGGCAGCUGGCUGCCCGGCUGGAUAAAACCCUGGCAGAGAAAUUCCGACAUCCCUUGGUAAAAGCUCUGCAUCGAGGUGAAUUCAUCUGGAAUUUGGCUAACGUUCCUCUUCUGAAACGGUACAUUUCUGCGGUGGGCCAGAGCAGGCGCCUGGAAGUGGUGGAGCAGGUCAUCCAACGGUUCAGUGUCGAAAUAGUGCCAAAGCUACGCUCCUUCCGGCCCUGCAUCAAUCAUGGAGACCUCAACGACCACAAUAUUCUUCUUGUGAGAGAAGCGGGACUGGUAUCCACAAGUCCACACUAUAGGGUUUCUGGGAUCUUGGACUUCAGUGACAUGAGCCAUGGCUGCUACGUUUUUGAAGUGGCCAUCACGACCAUGUAUAUGAUGAUAGAAAGCAAAGAUCCCCUCCAUGUCGGGGGCCAUGUCCUCGCAGGGUUCGAAAGCGUCGUCCCCUUGACCACGGAGGAGCGGGCAGCCCUGUUCCUCCUCGUCUGUGGGAGAUUCGCUCAGUCCCUCGUGAUGGCCGCUCACACGACUCUUCUGCAUCCCGAGAAUGAGGAGUACUUAAUGAUCACAGCCAAAACUGGGUGGGAGCACUUGAUGAUGCUCUUUGAGACAGGCCAGGAAGCUGUCGAGAAGAUCUGGUUCGAGACUGCGAAAACAUACAUGUGAAAUGACCCUGGUUAACCUCGGAUGAUGCCCUUACGGGUCUUUAUGUUCAAAAUGUACAUUUCAAAGUGUUGUGAGCAGGAAAUGCAAGCCUGAAUAAAUUCUGCAAAAUGUG